UCCUCGGGUUUUGCGCGUGCCUAUCUUAGCUUGUCGAUGUGACCGGAGUUUCCCUUCCGCUGGCAGGCUGCUGUCAUACAGUUACCAUGUUAUCCCAUUCCCGGUGUCUCACCAGGAACUUUGGCCGUUCCCUCUCUGCCAUCCGCCAGGGGAACAAUGCGUUAGCUCGUCGGGCCACGGCAGCUCCAUCAGUUAGCCAUUCUAUCACUUUCAACAACAAUGUAAAAUCUGAUCCCCGGUCCAGCAUCCUCCAAAUCCAGUACUUCAGGACGUCUGUAGCCUACAGAGAUGAAGUUAUCACAGUUAAGACCCCUGCGUUUGCAGAAUCUGUCACAGAGGGGGACGUGAGGUGGGAGAAAGCUGUUGGAGACACCGUCUUGGAGGAUGAGGUGGUGUGUGAAAUUGAGACUGAUAAGACAUCAGUGCAGGUUCCCUCUCCUGCUACUGGAGUGAUCGAGGAGCUUUUAGUCCCUGAUGGAGGGAAGGUCGAGGGCGGAACUCUGCUCUUUAAGCUUCGGAAAGGAGGCGGUGCUCCCAAAGCUGCAGAAGCUCCAAAAGCAGAGGCCCCGGCCGCUUCAGCCCCCCCAUCCCCUUCUGCUGCUCCUCCUCCACCUCCCCCCUCAGCGUUGGGCCCCAUUCCCACCACUAUGCCCCCUGUGCCACCUGUGCCAACACAUGCUAUGGACAGCAAACCAGUUUCAGCCAUCAAGCCCACUGCUGCUCCAGCUGCACCAGUGGCCCAAGCAGAGGGAGGGGCUAAAGGAGUCAGGACAGAGAGCAGGGUUAAGAUGAACCGCAUGAGACUGAGAAUUGCCCAGAGACUGAAGGAAGCCCAAAACACCUGCGCUAUGUUGACUACAUUUAAUGAGGUCGAUAUGAGCAACAUCACAGAGCUGAGGAAGACUUAUAAAGAUGCCUUCCUGAAAAAGCAUAACUUGAAGUUGGGCUUCAUGUCUGCAUUUGUAAAGGCUGCUGCCUACGCUCUGGCGGACCAACCUGCUGUCAAUGCCGUAAUUGAUGACACAACCAAAGAGAUUGUGUACAGGGACUACGUGGACAUUAGUGUGGCUGUGGCUACACCAAAGGGUCUGGUGGUUCCUGUAAUCCGAAGCGUAGAAGGAAUGAAUUUUGCUGAUAUUGAGAAGGCCAUAAACUUGUUGGGAGAAAAGGCCCGUAAGAAUGAGCUGGCUGUUGAGGACAUGGAUGGAGGAACCUUCACGAUUAGCAACGGUGGCGUGUUUGGGUCCAUGUUCGGCACACCUAUAAUCAAUCCACCGCAGUCUGCUAUUUUAGGCAUGCACGGCAUCUUUGACAGGCCUGUUGCAGUCGGUGGCAAGGUGGAGAUCCGUCCCAUGAUGUAUGUUGCCCUGACGUACGACCAUCGUCUGAUUGAUGGAAGAGAGGCCGUCACCUUCCUGCGCAAGAUCAAGUCAGUGGUGGAGGACCCCAGGGUGCUGCUCCUUGACAUGUGAACCCUUGUGAAGUCCAGGCCCAACCAAACAAACCACCCUACACAAACAGUGGCUGUAUUCACCUGAUGCGUUGAUUAACUAGAUAAAAGGAAUUUUUGGAGAACAGUUGGGUUGUGCAAUGGACAUGUAACAGGUUGGCAGUGGUAAAAGGUUUGGUGCUGUUGUGGAUAAUGUCAGGGUCUGGGGUUUCUGUGGUGCUGGUCUAUAGAUCUACGGAGAAAAAAGAUAUUCUAUUCUAACCCGUGCGGCAAAACAUUUUCAACAUAUUGUGAGAUGAAUGGAAAACAUAGAUAUAAACUGCAUAGUAUCAUUUUAUCAUUUAGGUUGAGAGAAGAACAAUUAGCAGAGGGCCAGAAACCAGGAAAUACUAUGAUCUAAAAUGUCCAAAGUGAAGAAAUCCUCAAUGUAUGUCAUCUGUUUCACAAAAAUAAGAAAACUUCUCUUAAUGUUGUGUAAGAAAGAAUAUUUAAGAAAAAAAAGUUUUAAACAAUAAAAGCUGCAUUGCUCGACUGUA
This is a messenger RNA of Micropterus salmoides (largemouth bass), 1986 nucleotides long. RefSeq names its product dihydrolipoamide S-succinyltransferase (gene dlst). The coding region runs from base 87 to 1472 and encodes 461 amino acids. NCBI's taxonomy places the organism in Eukaryota, Metazoa, Chordata, Actinopteri, Centrarchiformes, Centrarchidae. Gene Ontology annotation, molecular function: dihydrolipoyllysine-residue succinyltransferase activity. Gene Ontology annotation, cellular component: oxoglutarate dehydrogenase complex. Gene Ontology annotation, biological process: tricarboxylic acid cycle. The record is from RefSeq and is a predicted model, not a curated record. The transcript is spliced from 15 exons.